CGAAAUCCUGAAUUCAGUGGCGGGCAAUCAAACAAAAAAAAACUGACCAACAAAUUGUAGCCUGCAAGCAACAACGGAUACAAGACAAGAGACAGCAGAGCAACAACGACGACGAUGGCUGGACAUGGUGUGAAUUCGGUGCUGGCUGCCAUUCGCCGGCAGCAGGCUGGGGACGUGCAUACCACAUCCCAGGACGACUACUGCCUGCUCGACACGCUCCUCAACAACCCAGACUUCCGCACUUUGCUCAACCUGCACACCCGCCUGUCGAAGGUACAGGAGCAAGGGCUCGUGCCCAUCUGCCGCGAUGCGUCAAGCCGCACCAGCGCUGUCGUCGACCGUCUGGCUACUCUCGGAUCAGAGCAUCGGGAGACAGCGACAUCGUUACGCAAAUUCCUCACCAAGCCAUCAUUCAAGGCCGUAAUGCGAGCGUACGAUAUCAUUGCGCAGGAUGAUUUGGCAGAUGUGACAAACGCGUCUCGGACCGGCGCCAAAGUGUUCAAGACCCGCAUCCUAACACCGCAGGGUGUGGAAGCGCUCAGGCUGGAGCUGGAAGACAUUGGCGAGCCACUCGGCUGCGCGGUCAAGUCUGUGGAAGACAGCGACGGGAAUCGAAAACUCAUCGUGUCGCGUGUCUUUGUCAACUCUUUCUCGCAUCGCUCCGGGCUGAUCUACAAUGGCGACGAGAUUGUGGGAAUUAAUGGCCAGCCAGCUGCCGAAUUAACAUCGGAGGAGGCGCACGCUGCCAUCACCGAAAGCCCGCACAAGCUCGUACUCGACAUUGUCACGGCAGAGGGGGUGCGGCGGCGGCGUCACCCGCCGGUGUUUAUGCGCGCGCUCUUCGAUUACGAUGCGGAGGAGGACCCUUGGCUGCCAUGUGUUAAUGGCGGUCUCACGUUCUCAAAGGGCGACAUCCUGGAGGUGCUGGACCAAUCUGACGAGGAGUGGUGGCAGGCGCGGCGGCGUACAGACCCGGCGAAGACCGUUGGUUUGAUUCCCAGCAAGCGCCUUCAAGCCAAGCGUCUGGAAGCGCAAGUCAUGCACUCUGCACAACCACCAGUGCUGAAUGCGCUGUACGAGACUGUCACGCUCGUGCAGCCGUCAGAGACAUUUGCCCGCCCGCUUGUUCUCCUCGGCCCCGAGGGAGUAGGGAGAAGAACCAUCAAGGAGGAGCUUGUUUCAGGGCAUCCUGGCAUCUUUGCAUUUCCAGCCACGCACACGUCAUGCAAGGCGUACAAAUCAGGCGGCAACCCGGACUUUGUCUUUGUCGAUAAGCGCAACAUGAAGCGUGACAUUGACCGAGGCUUGUACAUUGAACACGGCCGACACGAUGGCGAUUUGUACGGCAUCUACAAAGCGGACGUGCUUGCCCUGGCACAGCAGGGCAAGACCUGUAUUCUCGACAUCCAGCCACAGUCGGUUGAGAUGGUGCGCACGGCGGAUGUGCAGGCCAUGGUCAUCUUCGUGCAGCCGCCAAACCUGCGCCAGCUCCGGCUCACCCGCCAGGGCGCUCUGUCUGAGAGUGACAUGAAAGAGAUGUUGAUGGCUGCUGAUCGCAUCAUGCAAGGCUACGGCGCCGUCUGCGACGAGGUUGUGGUGAAUGACACGUUGGUCACGUGCAUCAAGGACCUGCUUCGCAUCGUGACGCUGUCCAGAACAACGCCGCAGUGGGUGCCGGUGUCCUGGGCGCGCACUCGAAACGCACGCUCCCAACUCCUGGACAGGCCCGUGCCGGCCGCUGAUGUCAUGGAGGCUUGACAUGCUCCCGUGGAGUCUGCUUGUUUGGUUGGUUGGUUGGCUUGUUGGUUGUUUGGUUUAUACGUGUCACAAGAACUUACUUAACCCCCACUCUACCCACACUGUUACUUACAGUUCUUUUACUCGAUUGAUUGUGUAUGUCGACUUGUCAACUUAAAGUCUUAAAGUGUGCACAGAUGCGACUUGAGUUCGAAAUAAAGGGAUGCACAAC
Salpingoeca rosetta is the source of this 1969-nucleotide messenger RNA. RefSeq lists its product as uncharacterized. The coding region runs from base 115 to 1758 and encodes 547 amino acids. Lineage: Eukaryota; Choanoflagellata; Craspedida; Salpingoecidae. The record is from RefSeq and is a predicted model, not a curated record. The transcript is spliced from 20 exons. Gene Ontology annotation, cellular component: plasma membrane; cell-cell junction. Gene Ontology annotation, molecular function: protein binding.